GAGUCUACCACAGCAAAGAAAAUGAUUGUCCUUCUCUUCUUUAUCUCAUCAAAUAUACAUGUAACAUCCUGCAGCGAAUCAUCAAAACUGGUGGUUGGACAGGUUGGGGAUACAGUUAAUCUUCCAUAUAAAUAUGACAUUAACACUACUGGCCUAUUGAACGUCUGCUGGGGGAGACGUCAGUCAUGGUUCAGCUGUGAGAACACUGUUAUCUCCUCCGAUGGCUUGCAAGUGACCUACAGAGAGUCAAACAGAUUCAGCUUUGCCAGUGGACUGGAGCAAGGGGAUGUUUCACUUACCAUAAAGGCUGCUCAAAAGAGGGAUGCUGGGAUGUACGUGUGCCGUAUCGAGAUCCCUGGACUUUUCAAUGACAUUAGUCACAAUGUCUAUCUGUUUAUCAGCAAUGGACUGGAUCCAAAGAGAGUCAUCUCAGAAACACAACUGGUCCCUUCAACAGCAAAUCAGGAAAAACAAGUCUACUAUGUAUCAGACCCAACCACACUCAUUACAGAGCUUUAUUUCAUAUCAGAAAAGACAACUGCAGAUGCCACCGACAUCUACAUGUAUGAAGCAAUUGCAGUUGUCCAUGCUGAGGAUACAAUGGAAACAUUUGUCAUAAAUACUGUAAGAGUGGGGGCCAUUGUCUUCAUCCCGGGUUUAAUCAUCGCACUCCUGUUCAGACUGCGGCGCUCCAGAGAACGCACUGGCUGAAGGAGAAUGUAAAAAUCUGCCAGGCUUCCCAGACCAACAACCACACACAGAUAUGGUGUGAUAGUCAGUUCUGGGGUCACUAUGACUGUAUAAAAACCACAUGCAUGGUGACUUUAUUAUUAUUAUUUUUUUGUGGUUUGUUAUCAGUGCCUAAUAGGCUAUUUAUAAAAUAAUUGAUCAGUUAUUAAUCUAAAUCUGAGAUAAUUUAUUUACAUUAUGGUGUUGGGUUUUUUUUCAAUUUACAUUGUAAUAUGACGUGUUUGUUGCCUGUAUCUUUAUCUGUAAAGCAUUUUUGUAAAAAGCUUCCAAACUGUAAUCUAAUGUCAUGCAUCUCUUUCUCAGAAAUCAAUUACUAAAUGCCCAAACACCACGUGAGAUAAAAAUUUUGGUUUGUUUGGAAACGCAAUUUGAUUUAUCACACAAUAGCGGCCUCUAGUGUUCAAUGCUGUUGCAUGAAAAAUGAAAUGUAAUCCUAAAAGUUUUAAUAAUGCACAAACAAUGAAAUCUUGCAAAAAGUAAAAACUCGCAUGUGAUGUAUA
Sinocyclocheilus grahami is the source of this 1250-nucleotide messenger RNA. Its product is annotated as hepatitis A virus cellular receptor 1 homolog. Lineage: Eukaryota; Metazoa; Chordata; Actinopteri; Cypriniformes; Cyprinidae. Bases 22 to 711 code for a protein of 229 amino acids. The record is from RefSeq and is a predicted model, not a curated record. Gene Ontology annotation, biological process: apoptotic cell clearance; cytoskeletal rearrangement involved in phagocytosis, engulfment. Gene Ontology annotation, molecular function: phosphatidylserine binding. The transcript is spliced from 7 exons.